ACCUGCUUGGCUCAGAACUGUAGUGGCUAUGAGCAGAGACAUACAACCGACUGAUUACACCUAAGAACAGAUCAAAUACAGAUAAAAUGGAGGGAAGCGCUCUGCGUACCGUGAGAAUUGAGUGCGUGCUGAAAUUCCUCCAAGAAGCUAUAGAGAUCGUUAAGAUCUCGGUGCUGUUGCCCAAGCUGUUUGCGGAUCCGCCAAACCUGCGGCGGGUGCUCGAGGGCACCUCUUACGAGGAGAUCCUGAAGCCAGUUGAGGAUCUGUUGGAGAGUCAUAUGACCCAAAGCGCUUCAGAGCCCACCUUUCCCAUCGACCACCAAACGAUCAGGAUACUCGAUUACUUCCAGAAGAACUACCAGAUCUACAAGUUCUUCCCCCAAUUAAUGCGCAACCUGAGCGACAAGGACCGCACCCUUAUAGCCUCGUUAGCACUCCUCUUGGACAUUGCCAAAGAGCAUUUGUACCGAUCAUCCAAGAGCGAGAUCAGCAAGGAGCGGAUGCUCCAUCAGAUGUACCACAAGAACGAGGACAUCCGGAAGAGGCUCCACAACGUACGACGGGAUCUAACCAAGCGCCGCGUUAUGGAGAAAUGGAGGAUGGCGGCCACAGCAAUCUAUCUGGUAAAGAUCGAGAACGACCUGGCCUACAAGAAGUGGCAGAACAAUGUCCGCAUUCAGAAUGAGAUAACAAAAUGCAGCCGCGCCAUGCGCACAAACCACAGGAACAGCUUGGAGAAACAAAAGGAGCUGGAGGAGCAGCUGCAGAUUGCCAGGGAGGCCUACGCAAAGCUCACUCAAAAGCAUCUGCUUGAAGAGCAGGACGCUCGCAAUGAAAAGAACAAGCUGCUGUUGCAGCUUCAGAGCCUGGUGAAGAAGUACGACGCGAACAUGGGGGAUGUCAUUCGGGAGAAUCUGGUGCUCCAGGACCAGUAUAUGGUGGCAAAGAAGGAGCUCGAUAAAUUCAUGGUCGUGUAUCGGCGCGAGGAGGCAGUAUACAAUGACAUCGUUGUGCGGCGGGAGCAGGAGGAGCGCCGACGCCAACAGCAGCGCCUCGUCGUCUUCAUGAUGAAUCGGGCGGCCUCGAAGAUACAGAAAUACUGGCGGAAGUGGCGCAAAGAUCAGCGCAAGAAGAACAAGCGCCUAAAGAAGGCCAAAAAGGGCAAGGGCUAGGGAAAUAAAUAUAUAUUUUUUGUUCAUUAGUUUCGUUAGUUAUAAAAUUUAUUCUCCGAAAAUAAACGGGAAAAAGUU
Drosophila persimilis is the source of this 1250-nucleotide messenger RNA. Its product is annotated as golgin subfamily A member 6-like protein 1. The record is from RefSeq and is a predicted model, not a curated record. The transcript has 4 exons. The coding region runs from base 87 to 1172 and encodes 361 amino acids. NCBI's taxonomy places the organism in Eukaryota, Metazoa, Arthropoda, Insecta, Diptera, Drosophilidae.